This is a messenger RNA of Paramuricea clavata, 1493 nucleotides long. NCBI's taxonomy places the organism in Eukaryota, Metazoa, Cnidaria, Anthozoa, Malacalcyonacea, Plexauridae. The record is from the annotation of a GenBank genome assembly.
AUGAAAAUUCAACCUGAUAGUAUGCCGGAUAAAAAGUGCGGUGAGUAUGGUUAUUUUUAUGAUUGAUUAAUCAUUUGUUUCAAACGAACUAAGGCAUGGAGCAGUGUCAAGCUUGCGGUUGCUCCAACUCGUGGGGACUCGUUGGCGAAUGAUUACGAUUUAGUAUUUCUAUUGCGCAAGUUCACAUGUGGAUGUGAUCAAAUUUUUCUGCAAUCUCUUUAGGUCUACUUUUUGUCUCCGUAUCUCAGUCAGACAACGAUCAAGAAAGUGUAAGUAAAGGGUCAAUCAGAUGCGUUUAAUCUACCCAAUUAAUCAUGGGUUUAUAUUCGGGUGUUUGCGGGUAGUCAAACUAUGUUUGGUAUAUAUUAUUCUUACUUUGGUUGAUUUUUUAUAGAACUGCACUACAAUUAAACUGGCGUGUUCAGGAAUUGUUGUUUGUCCCGAGAUAUUGCAAGGUAAUUAUCGGAUUGAGUAUGGAUGGAUGUAUAUAUAUAUAAACGCAAGAGCAACGUGUUGAUGAAUGGCGAUUACAUUUAAUAACUACCCCUUCCCCCCCCUCCCUCCCUCCCGUGUCGAGGACCUUUGAUUUUGGGUAAUUGACUCCUCUGGAAGAGACGUGGUCCUUUUCUGGACGUGCAUUUUUGUAUUUUAACCCCUCUGGAAACAGCAUUUUCCUCUCAUUUUUCUCCCAAUUACCCGUCUGGAAAAAAUGACUAAUUAACUCCCUUGGAAUUGAGGUCCUCGACAGGGGUGGGGGGCAUGUAAUGGCUCAUUCUUGAACAGUUGAAUACUCUCACAUAUGCAUAUUCGAAUUUUUUAGUUUCAGCUUAUAGUUAACCGCAAUUUAUUCUGACGCAAAACGUGUUUUUGCGAUGCGCAGUCGAGACUGAAUUUGCUUCUAUUGAAUCGAUUGUAGAUAACACUGUACAUACGAGAGUUAUUUUUCUGGCUCAAAUCGAUGUUCAAAAUUCUCUACAGUCAAUGUUAGAAGGCUCUUACAAAUCAGGUUAGUACACUGGAUGGUCGUAUUAUGCAGGCGGCGGAACUUAACGUCCAAUGUAAACAGUUUUAAUACCAUUUUCCCCAGGUAAUUCCAGCUUUUUCUGACGUAUUGUAUCCAAUGUAUCGCUGAACAAGUUAUGAGAUCAUAAAACCAUAGUGUUAUUCUUUAAAUCGAUGUCAAAAUACGUAAUUUCGACACACUCCUUGCCAAUCUCCUUGCCAGCUUCGUGUUAGCCGCGCUGAUAAGAACAACAGAAAGGGACUGGAACUAACAUGCAAUUGCUCUUCAAUUUUCAAUUUUUGGACUCAAGUUCUCACUCCAGAUUGCUCCAGAUAAAUAUGGAGCUCAGUGCUUCCAUGUAGUUUUCUAUUAUUUCUAAAUGGAUUUUCCCUUUCUUGUUGAAGGUCUCUUAAAAAUUGGACUGAGAAAUGCUUUUUCACACGUCAGAAGUAACAUCGAAGAAUACAACAACAUGCUCAGUGGAAUAUAA